UCGUGUGUGCACUUCGUACCCAUUGAGGUACGGGGAAGGUGCUGUGAAUAUGUAACGCCAUGUAGUUUUAUUUAUUUAGUAAACUUCGCGUGAUCGCAUGUACACCGUCACCAUGGAAUGAUUUAAUUGUUGCUGUCCAAAGAGGAAUAACUACACGCAAUUGACUAGGGCUACGAAAACCAGCGCAUGUUUUUGCGAGUGGCCCAGGUCUUAUAUAAAGCAGCUAGCUAGCGUCCGGAUCGAAAAUGGAGACGGGGAUACAACACCGUACGGAACAAUUUGUCCACGAUAUAUCCAACCCUGAUGCAGCGGGUCUGUGUGCAGAAAUGCUUGAAGUGGCGGAGGAGGCCAGCCGCGCAGGGGACUUUGAUUUCGCUGCAGAGAUCUACGGGUCUCAACUAGCGGAUCUCGCCCAACCGGAUCGGGGACUUUGUUUGCGCAGAGCAGACGCCUUGGCUCGGUGCGGGCGGAUAGCCGAGGCGCUGGACUCCUACUGCACGGCCGCCAGUCUCAGCAGACUCCGGUCGGAAGAACUGGGACUUUUAGUCGAAAGCAUCGCGCGGAGCCUGCGGGAUAAAAACGAGUCCCUAAAAAGUAUAGAGAACAAACCCGGCUGCCAACUGAGCGGAGAUGGGGGCAUUGAGGGUAGCGAGGGCGCGCUAGAAGAGGAGAAAUCUCUAGACCUGUUUUCAUGUCGGCUUUGCAAGUCCUUGUUGACCGAGCCUACAACCUUACAGUGCGGGCACACUUUCUGCAAACGAUGCCUGGACAACGAUAGCGUCACCGAAUGUAGCAUGUGCAAAUAUAAGCUGAACAAAAAGAACGGAAUUAUCCAGCCCAUGGGUUUCAGAGUAAAUGUGAUUCUUAGUGGCUUGCUGGAAAAGUGGUUCGACUCGGAAAGCAAAGCCAGGCGGUACUGGCUUGAAGGGGAAAGUUUGUGGAAACAGAAGGAUUAUCCGGAAGCGCUCGAGAAGUAUAACCAAGCUGUAGAAUUAGCUCCGUCAGACUAUCAGCUGAUUGGUCAGAGAGCCAGGCUGCACGUGGACAUGGAGAGCUUCAGCCAAGCAGCCCAGGAGGCGGACAGCAUGUGCCAGCUGAAGCCGCUGUGUCCCGAGGCACACUACCUGAAGGCCACAGCACUGAGUAAGUUGGGGCGGAAGGAGGAAGCUCUGCAGGAGUACUUCCUGUGUGUGGCGCUGAAGCCAGGCUGGGCUGUGGUCAGGCGGGAGGCCCAGAAGAUUUUGAGCGAGGUGUUCUCCUCGGUGUUUGAGCGCGAAGGCCUGCCCACCCCCCUGCGCCCCCACCAGGGUGGUGCCAUCUCCUCCUGCUUCAAGCCCUCAGCCCUCCCGGGGUCCGCCCUGCCCCCCCCGCACAGCGAGGGUGCGCUGGCCGGCUGCUCCAAGGACCCGGCGUGGAGUCUGGCUAAGACGCUGGCGUGUGAAUUCCGGGCGAAUGCUGGCGAGCUGACCCCCCUGGCGCAUGGCACGCUUGAUCCCCCCUCUCUGGAGGACCCCAAAACCUUGACCGCCGUCCUCUCCAGCUUCCCCGCCCACCCCAGCCUGAAGAGAAAAUGCCCCAGUGAUGUCACAGCUCUCAGCCCCCCCACCAAGCUGCUAAAGCCAGAUGGGACCUGUUCCCCUCCCUGUGGGGGGAGGCAGGUGCCCCCUGAGCUGCUGGACAGUGCGGAUAUGGAGUGCUCCCUGUGCAUGAGGUUGUUCUACGAGCCCGUGGCCACGCCCUGUGGACACACCUUCUGCCUGAAGUGUCUGGAGCGCUGCCUGGACCACAACCCCACCUGCCCACUGUGCAAGGAGAACCUGUGUGAGUAUUUGGCCACCAGGGGGUAUCAUAAGACGCUGCUAAUGGAGGAGGUGCUGGUGCGCUACCUCUCUGACGAGCUCGCUGAGAGGAAGAAGAUCCAGGAGGAGGAGCUGAAAGAGCUGUCCAACUUGACCCAGGAAGUACCCAUCUUUGUUUGCACCAUGGCAUUUCCCACAAUCCCUUGCCCUCUGCAUGUGUUUGAGCCUCGCUACCGACUGAUGAUUCGGCGCUCCAUGGAAACCGGAACCAAACAGUUUGGCAUGUGCAUCGCUGACGAGCAGAAAGGGUUUGCAGACUACGGCUGCAUGCUGGAGGUUCGCGAUGUGAAGUUCUUCCCGGACGGUCGCUCGGUGGUGGACACCAUCGGCGUGUCCCGAUUCAAAGUGCUGAGCCACGGACAGAGAGACGGGUACAACACCGCCAAAAUCGAGUACCUGGAGGACCGGAAGGUGGAGGGGGCGGAGCUUGUGGAGCUGCUGAGGCUGCAUGACUCUGUGUAUGAGCAGGCCUCCGCCUGGUUCUCCUGUCUGAAGGACAACCUGAAGAGCCAGAUCCUCAGCCACUUCGGCAACCUGCCCACUAAAGACUCCAGCCCGCAGGGCAGUCCUGGUGGGCCGGCCUGGUGCUGGUGGCUCCUGGCCGUUUUGCCGCUGGAGAACCGUGCCCAGCUCACCAUCCUGGCCAUGACCUCCCUCAAAGAGCGCCUCAUCGCCAUCCGCCGCGUCCUCAUCUUCGUCACCUGCAAACGGGCACGGUGACUGACCGCCGCGUCGCCAUGGGGACCGGGCCACGUGGAGGGGCGGGGCUCUACGGGGACCAGUGUGGUGCUCUGUGCUGCUUUCUGUUUGUUCUUGUUUGUUUUCUGAAAUGUGGGUCCCGUGUGAUUGGUUGGGACUGCAGUGCAUGCGUUGCUGUUGUGGCUCAUCUGCACAAUGCUGGAGUUUCAGCAGCGUUUUUAAUUCAUUGAUCCAGCGGCUCUACUCCACCCCCCCCCACGCUGGGACCUGCCUAUUGCCACAUGGCCCCGCCCCUCUCCAGGUGUGGACACGUUGGGGGGCUCAGUUCAGUUGUUAAAGACCCACUAGAGAGCUGUGCCUCUCUCUGUGCUGCUUUAAAUUAUUAAGGAGUAAAGUGCAACUUACUGGUUCAUUUCCAACAGAAAAGAAUUUUUGAAGAUAAAGUACAUAUGGGAAAAUAAGCCGGCAUGUUGAUGUGUGUUGGUGCUGGCUGCCGCUUGGUCUCCUGGUGUGUGUGAGGUGUCUGUGAGCUCCGGUUAGAAAACGGCAAUCUGUCCAUGGAGACCUAGAGCGUUACUGUCCGUGUUUCACAUAAAGAGACUGCACUUGUUGCACAAAGCUAGCUUCAGCACAGAAGGCCCAAAGCCUUCCUAUAGCUUCCUAAAACAGCCUGUGGCUCUGUAGGACCAGGGAGGGGACCCCAAAACACUCUGUGACUCUGUAGGCCCAGGGAGGGGACCCCAAAACUCUCUGUGACUCUGUAGGACCAGGGAGGGGACCCCAAAACAGCCUGUGACUCUGUAGGGCCAGGGAGGGGACCCCAAAACAGCCUGUGACUCUGUAGGACCAGGGAGGGGACCCCAAAACACUCUGUGACUCUGUAGGACCAGGGAGGGGACCCCAAAACACACUCUGGCUCUGUAGGACCAGGGCUGGGGACCCCAACACACACUGGCUCUGUAGGACCAGGGCUGGUGACCCCAACACACACUGGCUCUCUAGGACCAGGGCUGGUGACCCCAACACACACUGGCUCUGUAGGACCAGGGCUGGUGACCCCAACACACACUGGCUCUGUAGGACCAGGGCUGGGGACCCCAACACACACACUGUGGCUCUCUAGGACCAGGGCUGGGGACCCUUGUGCUUGAAGUAAACCGAACCUCUACUCCUCAGAAUUUGGGGAUGGGCUUUGCCCGAUGCUGCUGCUGCCCGUGUUCGCUGCCCUGUCAGGCUGGCAGAGGGCAGCUGGUUGGUUGCUAUGGCAACUUACACCAGACUUUUACCUCUUAAAACAAAAAAAAAAACUGCGGGUCUGAUUGGCCUCCUAGCAUGAAGCCGACUCUUUCACCACUGUGAGCACUUACCUGGUGAAAUGAGUUCACUUACCUGGUGAAAUGAGCUCACUUACCUGGUGAAAUGAGUUCAGUUUCCUUCUUGCCUCAUUUUUGUUUCAGAAAACUCUUCCAAACGGCUCCAUUGUAGUUGGCGCUAAAACAGUCUCAGGUGAGAGUCAGCUCUGCUUCAAUGCAUCCUGAAUAACCAGCUCGGUUUGGAAUGUGUCAUUAUCACAUUAUGGUGUAGAUGGUGUUUGAAUUGAGUAGGAUAUGUAUUCAAUCAGUAGUUUUCAGGUAAGGGUUGAACUUUUUUUUUUAUUUUUUUUUUUUAAGUUCUGUAUGUUAAUUGAUUCUGUGUAUUUUUAUGGUUGUCCUGAGCAAAAUCUUUGAACUGUUUUUUUAUUUUUUAUUUUAUUUUUAUUUUUAUUUUUUUGAGGUUCAAUGUACAAUUGAGGCCUUCUACAUGUAAAUAGACAUUUUUUUCUAUUGUGAUUUCAUGUUUUCUUCUGUGUGUGAUCUGUACUGUUUGUGUAAUGUCUCUGGUUACCAUGUCCAAUUCAGACAGAUAAAUGCUGCAUUAUCACAUUAUUUAUAUUUGUACUGUAAAAGAUUAUAUUUAACUUAUUUUCAAUUUGAAAUAAAAAUGCCUGAAAGUAAA
This is a messenger RNA of Anguilla anguilla (European eel), 4553 nucleotides long. It is a transcript of the gene lonrf2, whose product is annotated as LON peptidase N-terminal domain and ring finger 2. The record is from RefSeq and is a predicted model, not a curated record. The transcript is spliced from 13 exons. Gene Ontology annotation, molecular function: protein binding. NCBI's taxonomy places the organism in Eukaryota, Metazoa, Chordata, Actinopteri, Anguilliformes, Anguillidae. Bases 246 to 2579 code for a protein of 777 amino acids.